Messenger RNA from Ylistrum balloti, 2790 nucleotides. RefSeq names its product katanin p60 ATPase-containing subunit A-like 1. Gene Ontology annotation, molecular function: microtubule binding; ATP binding; microtubule severing ATPase activity. Gene Ontology annotation, biological process: microtubule severing. The record is from RefSeq and is a predicted model, not a curated record. The transcript is spliced from 11 exons. Lineage: Eukaryota; Metazoa; Mollusca; Bivalvia; Pectinida; Pectinidae. Bases 27 to 1535 code for a protein of 502 amino acids. Gene Ontology annotation, cellular component: microtubule cytoskeleton.
GAACUCAUGAACUAAGACCCAUCAGGAUGAGUGUCAAGUUAUCAGAAAUGUAUGAAUAUAUGAAAAUGGGGCGAGAGAAUGCCCUGCUGGGGAAUUAUGACACAUCCUUAGUAUACUAUCAGGGCCUCCAGCAACAGAUUCAACGCCUCAUAGCCAACGUCAAGGAUCCAGAAAGAAAGAGGAAGUGGAUAGAGGCAAGGGAAAUGAUAAAUCAAGAAUACGAACAAGUCAAAGAAAUCAGCCAGACUCUUGCUAGUUUCUUGACGGACAAACCACGGGCUUUCAAUGCACACGUUGAAGAUUUUGGCAGUCCUUUUGGUGACAAUGCUCGACAUGAAGAACCUACACGAGACCCAGAUGUAUGGCCUCCACCAACACCUGUAGAACAUAGACCUUCACCUAAUUUACGCGGGGGAGUAAGACCAGGUCCAAGAAAAGCAGAACCAGUAAGAAGUCGAAAUCAACCAGCCCCAAGUAAGCCUGGGGCUGCAGGUGGAGACAGAAGGAGAGCUGCACCAGGAUACGGCAAUGUGGAUCGAGGAAGAGAAAGACCAUCAGAAAAAGGAAAAGAAAAGAAAAAACCUGACGAUGGAGAAAAGAAGUUUGAUGGGAUGGGUUAUGAUAAAGACUUGGUGGAAGGACUUGAAAGGGACAUUGUACAAAAGAACCCAAACAUCCGAUGGGAUCAGGUAGCAGAUUUAGUUGAGGCCAAAAAACUACUACAGGAGGCAGUUGUGCUACCUCUCAUCAUUCCUGACUUCUUCAAAGGCAUUCGCAGACCUUGGAGGGGUGUUUUAAUGGUUGGUCCCCCGGGAACGGGAAAGACCAUGCUGGCCAAGGCUGUUGCAACCGAGUGUGGCACAACCUUCUUUAAUGUGUCCUCUGCCACCCUUACCUCAAAAUACAGGGGCGAAUCAGAGAAGUUAGUCAAGCUUCUCUUCGAGAUGGCCCGAUUUUAUGCACCUAGCACAAUAUUCAUAGAUGAAAUCGAUUCUAUAUGCUCCAAGCGAGGGUCUGACUCGGAACAUGAGGCCAGUCGGCGAGUGAAAGCAGAAUUACUAGUUCAGAUGGAUGGUGUGGCAGGGACAGGUGAGGAUGAGGGAGAGCCAAAAAUUGUUAUGGUGCUAGCAGCUACUAACUUUCCUUGGGAUCUUGACGAGGCACUGAGGAGGAGACUGGAAAAGAGGAUAUACAUACCCCUACCUACAGCUGAAGGUCGCGAGGAGCUGUUGAAGAUUAACUUACGAGAAGUAGAGCUGGCCAGAGAUGUGAAUCUGACCUCUGUUGCACAAGAGUUGGAUGGGUACUCUGGAGCUGACAUCACCAAUGUCUGCAGAGAUGCAGCAAUGAUGUCAUUUCGACGUCGAAUCAUAGGCCUGACCCCUGAGCAGGUGCGCAACAUUCCCAAAGAGGAACUACAGAUGCCCCCCACAAUGGAGGAUUUCAAGGAGGCAAUAAAGAAAGUCAACAAGAGUGUUUCACAAGCUGAUCUUGAAAAAUAUCAAAACUGGAUGAAAGAAUUUGGCUCAGUCUAAACAAUAUACUUUGACAGUGCUUGUGCUCAUGUGAUUUUGUUUAUGAAAAUCCAAAUCUUUUUGAAAGGACUUUCCAGGGCUUAAUAGUCAAAGUCAAAGUUUGGUGAAGAAAUGCAUUUUGCUUCUUUUCCUGACAUUUUGUGUUUGUUAAAAUUCUUGACUUCAAAGUGUCAGAUGUAAACUGUAUGUAGUAAAAAUGCAGGACUUCUCAACUAUAAGGGAAAUAUUGAAAGCAAAUUUAUGGAAGUGUCUUGUUUACAAUGAACUAUGACUCUGUGAUACCAGUCAGACGUGUAAAAUAUACAUGAAAGUACAGGGAGAUUUAUGCAUUGUGAAGAAUUUGAAUCAUUUCAUUUGAGAUUCUUUUGCCACAAGUUUUUUUUUUUUGUUAUUACCUGACCUUUGUCGGCCUCAAUGUUUUUUUUACAAUCCUCCUGGCGAUUUUUUAUUUAAUGAAAUGAAGUGAUAAAUGAGUCAUGUAAAUUUAUGUGGGCACGAAUAUUGAUGACUGCAAAAUCACUGGAGUUGCAAAGGAAUUCCAUGAUUUUGAGAAUUCACAAAGAUCAUUUCAGAAUGUUCAAUAGACUGAAAUGUGUUCACCAUCAUAAAGAGAAAAAGUAAUUUGAUCAGGAAAAUAUUUUUUGCCGAUUUAAUAAAAAUGAAUUGAAAAGUUGUGUGUCACAGUCCAAACAAGGAGGGCAAGACAGUUUUACAUAAUUUAUUUCAUGCUCUUGAAAUACUUGCAUUAAUGUGUUGUGAAGUAAGCUUUUUUUCUCGUUACGAAAGAAUCUCUUUAUUAAUACAAAACUAACUUUUAAGAUUACUUGCUCAAGGAAUUUUCGAAGCAUCAAGGGAUAAGUCAUUAUAUCCUCGUUCAAGUUCGACAGGUUAAAAUGUAAACUGCCAAUAAUUUUGGAUAGACCCUAAAAAGGAGGAAUUUUUGAAUGUUUAGUAGUCAUUUUCUGCACUAAAAUGGAAGAAGACAGUUAUUUAGCAAAUUGUCAAUUUAAUCUUCAGGUUCUUCUGUUACUGAAUAUGUACAUUUUUUUUAAGUCCUGUAACCAAUGGGUAUUUUGUCUUUCCGAUGAUACUCUUUUUGCCCAUCAGCAUUGGUUUCAGAUCUGUGUAAUUUACCUUUUUUUUUUUGACACGUCUCUCUAUGCAUACUCUAUUUAUACAUAAAUUCUUACCAUUUCAAUUAUUAUGUAUUUACAUUGAUCAUAUUACUCUCAUAAAAUGGUGAUAUCGUCUCUUG